Messenger RNA from Pieris macdunnoughi, 1275 nucleotides. NCBI's taxonomy places the organism in Eukaryota, Metazoa, Arthropoda, Insecta, Lepidoptera, Pieridae. The record is from the annotation of a GenBank genome assembly.
AUGCCUAUUUUAGUUAAAGACUUCACUUGGUCUCAAACUACCAAUGCAAUAAACAUAAGAAUUCCCUUGGAUCCGGUAUAUCGUGAGGCAGUAGAUAUUUUUACAACCGAUAAGUAUAUUAAAGCACAUUUUAGACCAUACUUAUUUGAAAUGUUUCUGCUAUAUGAGGUAAAUAGUGAGAAAAGUAAAUGUACAGUGCAAGAUGAUUUAAUCGUAUUUGACCUAAUUAAGAAAGAACAGGUGGAUUGGGAAGUCUUAGAAAAAUUACUGACCAAAGAUGAAAAAGCCAAAUUGAGAGCAGAGAUGCUCGCUGAAUGCCAAGAAAAGGCCAAGAAAGAAUCUGAAGAGCGAGCUAUAAGAAAAAGCCAGUUAGAUAGAUUUACUGUACAACAAGCCAUGGAAAUCGAUACUAAGCAACAUACACUUAUGGACUCUAGGAGAGAUGACGAACGUAAUAAAGCUAUGAAUGAGUUGGAAAAGUGGCGAUCGAAGACUACUACAGAAACAUAUAAUGAUUUCCAAAGUAUGGAUGCGAUUACUGAUAGUAACAGUACUUCUAGUGUAAAGAUAGUAGAGUUACCUGACGAUGAGCCAGAAAUAAAAGCGAAAAUAACGGAAAGGAAAACUAUAAGUAAGACACCGGUAAAAACGCCAGUUAGGUCAGAGUAUGUUGAAAAAAGGAAACAGGAAAUAGGUAAUCGAGUUCUACCAAACUUACGGCAAAGUGGUCUAGUGGAGAUUAAGCACACACCGAGGAGUUUCCCAACUCCUAGUAGAGAGUCAACGGCACAGGAAGAGGAGGCUUGGUUAAGAAAUAUUACACACGCUAGACGAGCUACUGGGUUCGUAUCCGAAGAUUUGCGUCCCGAAGAACAGGAUCCUCAAUGGUGCAAGGAAAAGGGUGACGAGUUUUUCAGAAACGGCAACUUUUUAGGAGCUAUAAGUGCAUAUACCCACGGCAUCACAUUAUCUGAUAAAUUACCUAGUUUGUACUCAAAUAGAGCAGCUACACAUUUUGCUUUAGGCAAUUUUAAUAAAUGCGUGACCGAUUGUUCUACCGCUUUAGACCUAAUGAAGCCGGCCUGCGAGGGUAAUAGAAGGAGUAGGGCAAAAUGUAUUGCACGUCGCGCUGCCGGGCUAGCACGAAUAGGUCUUCUGAAUAAAGCUAUUGAUGAAAUGAAAGCUGCGGCAAAACUACUACCAGAUGAUGAAAAUAUCAAGAAAGAUAUUUAUGACAUGGAAAAAGCUUGGGAGCAAAAUCCUGAUUCAGAGUAA